Molecule: messenger RNA, 204 nt
Organism: Racocetra persica
Lineage: Eukaryota; Fungi; Glomeromycota; Glomeromycetes; Diversisporales; Gigasporaceae
Source: the annotation of a GenBank genome assembly
GUUGUAGAAAUUGAGGAAAAGAUUAAUAAGGUGUGGAAUAUAAGGCAAAGAGACGAUGAAACAAUACUAGCAUAUACUUACCGUUAUGAAUCGCUUGUGGUUUCGGCAUUGGAAUUGGAAGCAGAAAUCAAUGAUAGUAGGAUGCAAGAAAUAGUAAUAGACAAUACGUUAGUUAAAGCUGAUGCUGAAGUCGAAAAAAUUGAA